Molecule: messenger RNA, 1620 nt
Organism: Exophiala dermatitidis NIH/UT8656
Lineage: Eukaryota; Fungi; Ascomycota; Eurotiomycetes; Chaetothyriales; Herpotrichiellaceae
Exons: 2
Coding region: 237-1232 (331 amino acids)
Source: RefSeq, a predicted model, not a curated record
UUGCGUCAGAUGGUUCUGGAAUUGCCAAGGCUCAGAAAUGCAGUCUUCCGCGUUUGUAUAACUGGGGAAUGCUGUAUCCUAGAAGCGUGAUAGUUAGAGUCGUGUACAAAUAGUCGAUGCUUUAGUGUUGUAGGAGGACAAUUUCCGACCACUCGCAGACAACCUAACCUUCAACUUUCGGUUCUCGGACCGCCUCAACUUGAGUCCACAUACUCAGUCCGAAACAGACCAUCAGGAUGGCACAGAAAUGCGUACACAAAGGGUGCGGCAAGACGUUCACCGACCCAGAUGAAGAAUGCGUAUACCAUCCUGGGCCGCCGGAAUUCCACGAAGGACAAAAAGGCUGGAAAUGUUGCAAACCGCGCGUCCUGACAUUUGACGAGUUCCUCGCGAUCCCGCCAUGCACCAAGGGCAAACACUCGACGGUGGACGACACACCUGUACCUGCGCCUGCACAGCCCAAGGACCAACCUACUGCCACACCCGUACCCGUGCCGACCAUCAAGCCUUUACAACAACAGCAACAGCCGCAACCUCAACAGCCCAAACAGCCGCCCGAACCUCCAGCCGAAGAAUCCGACGACCCAGACGCCGACGCCUCGAUCCCACCCGGCGCAACAUGCAAGCGACGCGGGUGCGGGAAGAGUCGGGACCCCAACAUCCCCCGCGACGAGGAAGAAUGCGUGUACCAUCCUGGCGUGCCUAUUUUCCACGAAGGCAGUAAAGGAUGGACAUGUUGCAAAAGGCGGGUAUUGGAAUUUGACGAGUUUCUCAAGAUUCAAGGGUGUAAGCGACGGAAGAGACAUUGUUAUAUCGGAAAGAAAAGGGAUGACAAGAAGGGUGCGGGAGCGAAUGGUGUUGUUAAUGGAAAUGGAGGAGGUGAAGAAGAAGAGUUGCUGUCUACUGUGCGCAACGAUUUCUACCAGACGCCCACGAGCGUCAUUGCGAGUUUCUACUUGAAGAAAAUCGUCAAGGAGCGGGCAAAAGUCGAGUUCAGGGGGAAUGGGCUUGAGAUUGACUUGGAUUUGCCGACGAGUGAUCAUAAGCGGUUCAAGAGUACGAUUCCGUUGUUCGCGCCUAUCGAUCCGGAGAAGUCGACGUUUAGGAUCAUGGGGACGAAGUUGGAGUUGGAGUUGGCCAAGAAGGAUGGGACGAGUUGGGCGACUUUGAGGAGUGAUGAGAAGGCUACGGGGGAGAGAAUCCAGGUCGGGCGAGCAGGGCGGUUGAUGUAGGAGGGAAAGUUGAGCCUUGUUAUCUGCUACGAAGGGACUGAGGGUGUUCUCUCCUCACGCGCAACUUGAAGCAGUGACAUGAGCGAGAGAGACGACUAGAAUAAAAAGACUCGGUUUCGAGCAUAUCAACGGCGCAGGGUGCACGCAAGAUCGAUAAACUGAGGUAUGAAAUCUUCAAAUGUAGAAAGACAGAUGCAUGGGUAGUAAUACUGAAAGAAGUAUGAUCAACCAUGCCUUACCAACAAGCAUGUUGAAGCGAAAGCGAUAGGUUUGCAGGGAAUGUGCACGAAGGGACUUUGUUGGAAUCACCUUUUUACAAUUUGGAUGUUGAACGAUUUGGAUAUAACAUCGAACAAAACCAAGCGAACAGAUUUAUUUUGGACCACUG